AGUUGAGCUCAUUGCAGAAGAAACCCUCCUCACCAGAAAUGGCGUCCUCAUUCACUACGCCAAAGCUCACCACUUCCACAACUCUCUUCUUCUCUAAGAACCUCACGCUUUCUCUCUCUAGCCCCUUUCUAUCGCUUCCCUUAAAUCUAACUUCCGUCGCUCGCGCCCGCUCCAUCUCUCUCAACCACCACCGGCGGCGGUGCAGUUUCGUUACCGCUUCCGCUGAGUCCGAGAACGGCGCUGAAAUCGGCCGCAAAUUCGAUUUUGAUCUCUUCACUAUCGGCGCUGGCAGCGGUGGAGUCCGGGCUUCCCGCUUUGCCGCCAAUUUCGGUGCCUCUGUCGCCGUAUGCGAGCUCCCAUUCGCAACUAUCUCCUCCGAUACCGCUGGCGGCGUCGGUGGCACGUGUGUGCUUCGUGGAUGUGUGCCCAAGAAACUACUUGUGUAUGCUUCAAAGUAUUCUCAUGAAUUUGAAGAGAGUCAUGGUUUUGGUUGGUCAUACGACAAUGAACCAAAGCAUGACUGGAGCACCUUGAUGGCUAACAAGAAUGCCGAGUUGCAUCGUCUCACUGGCAUUUACAAGAAUGUUUUGAAGAAUUCUGGUGUCACUUUGAUUGAAGGUCGUGGAAAGAUAGUGGAUCCUCACACGGUUGAUGUCGAUGGGAAAAUAUAUUCUGCCAAAAAUAUACUAAUUUCAGUUGGAGGGCGACCCUUCAUUCCUGAAAUUCCUGGCAGUGAAUACGUAAUUGAUUCAGAUGCUGCCCUUGAUUUGCCAUCUAAGCCCGAGAAGAUAGCAAUUGUUGGCGGAGGAUACAUUGCCUUGGAGUUUGCUGGCAUCUUCAAUGGGUUGAAUAGUGAGGUUCAUGUCUUUAUACGUCAGAAGAAAGUUCUGAGGGGAUUUGAUGAAGAGGUCAGAGAUUUCCUUGGAGAACAAAUGUCUGUUAGAGGAAUUGAGUUCCACACGGAGGAGUCUCCCCAAGCUAUCACUAAAUCUGCUGAUGGUACAUUGUCUUUAAAAACCAGCAAAGGAACAAUUGACGGCUUCUCACAUGUUAUGUUUGCAACUGGACGCAGGCCUAAUACUAAGAAUUUAGGACUGGAGGCUGUAGGGGUAAAUAUGAACAAAAAUGGAGCAAUAGAGGUUGAUGAAUACUCUCGUACCUCAGUCCCUUCCAUUUGGGCAGUUGGAGAUGUUACAGACCGUAUAAAUCUCACUCCAGUUGCUUUGAUGGAGGGAGGUGCCUUAGCAAAAACACUAUUUCAGAAUGAACCAACAAAACCUGAUUACAGGGCUGUUCCUUCUGCUGUGUUUUCGCAACCACCGAUUGGACAAGUUGGUCUUACUGAAGAACAGGCUGUAGAACAGUACGGCGAUGUUGACAUUUUCACAGCAAACUUCCGGCCCUUAAAGGCUACUUUAUCUGGGCUCCCUAAUCGAGUCUUCAUGAAACUUAUAGUCUGUGCUAAAACAAACAAAGUUCUGGGGUUGCAUAUGUGUGGAGAUGAUUCACCUGAAAUUGUGCAGGGAUUCGCAAUUGCUGUCAAAGCUGGCUUGACCAAAGCUGAUUUCGAUGCCACGGUGGGUGUUCACCCAACAGCUUCAGAAGAGUUUGUGACAAUGAGGACUCCUGCACGGAAGAUUCGAAAAAGUCCUCCAUCUGAGGGAAAGACGGAUUCUGAGGCUAAAGCUGCAGCAGGAGUAUAGACAAUGCUCGUGCUGUAACCAAUCUGGUGACUGCUCGAUAAAGAACUUAAACAGGUCUCCAUUUAUCGAAAUCACUGAUAAAGGUCCAAGUGAGUUAUGUUACUGGUCACCCAGAAUGUAAUUUGACAAGCAGUGCACUAUGUUGUCUGAUUAGAAUUGUCAGAAAGCUUAGAGAGAAUGCUGGCGUGGCUUUGGGGCAGUGGAUACAGGGAUGGAAUUCUUGAGGAGCAACAAUUGUUCUACACCAUUUAUAUAUAUUGUUUUUGCUUAUUUUCCCUACUUUCUGGUAUUGCAGUGAGGCUGAGAUAUGGAUUCCAAUCAAUAAUCAGCCUUUCCAGCCUUCAAUAAUCAAUUCUUGCUGUGGUUGUUUUCAUAAAUCAAUUUUUCCCUUUUGUACAAUAUAACAGAUGUUGAGCUUGAGACCAAACCAAACCAAAUUGAGUGUACAAAGGUAUGAGAUUCUUCACUAAUCUAGUAUAUUGGAAUGGGAAAAUAUUUGGUACAAGGCCUUGUUACAAUUGUGUUUUAUUGCUUUUCUGUUUUUCCUUUUGUUGAACUUCGGUGCAUGUAAUUUUUUUUUCAUCAAUUUUGUUAAUAACUAAAGCAAAAAAUUGUAGCAUGGAAUAUACGGAAAAGUACUCUUAUGAGAA
Messenger RNA from Humulus lupulus (European hop), 2353 nucleotides. RefSeq names its product glutathione reductase, chloroplastic. Gene Ontology annotation, biological process: cell redox homeostasis; glutathione metabolic process; cellular response to oxidative stress. Gene Ontology annotation, molecular function: flavin adenine dinucleotide binding; glutathione-disulfide reductase (NADPH) activity; NADP binding. Gene Ontology annotation, cellular component: cytosol; mitochondrion. The transcript is spliced from 11 exons. The record is from RefSeq and is a predicted model, not a curated record. The coding region runs from base 39 to 1703 and encodes 554 amino acids. Lineage: Eukaryota; Viridiplantae; Streptophyta; Magnoliopsida; Rosales; Cannabaceae.